AUGCAACCCUCUAUGGUUGACGAAACAGUGAAUUAUGUCAAUGCCAGCCUGGGCCUUGACAUCGGAGCCUCUCCUGCCCUUGCAGACGCCUCCGCCUCCUCUAACACCUCCGUGCCCAAGUCUAUCUUUGUGGAGACCCACCGACCCCGAAGAGCUUCCAUUUCUUCCGGUCACAUUGCCAAGGCUACUGCUGCCGUUGCCGCCCUCCAGGAGCAGCAGAAGCAGCGACACGGCAGUCACCGAAGCGAGUCUGAGCACACUCGACUCGUUGAGGGCGCCUGUCGACACAUUGCCGAGGCCGCCGCUCAGGCAGCUGUUGCCGCCGUAAAGGACAACGACGUCCAGGUCGAGGAAGACUCUCGACGAAAGGUUGUGAAGAUCCAGCGAAAGCGACGACGAGGUGGUAUCCUGGGCUUCAAGGAGCUUGCAGCCAAGUCGGGUCUGUCUCCCUGGCACUUCCACCGAGUCUUCCGAUCCAUCACCGGCCUGACUCCCAAGGCUUAUGGUGAUGCUUGUUGGAAGGCUGUUACCAACAAGCUGUCUGACCCCGAGCUGCUCACCAACAUCAAGGAAGAGCACGGUGUGUCCACCAAGACUGAAAUGGAGCCUCCUAAAGAGAACCACUCCGCCUCGGUCACCCCCCAGCACACCCCUACCAUGGCCCAGUCACUGCCUACGCCUUCCUACCCCUUUGAGCCUGUGACUCCGUUCGAGGCAGCCCCGGCUAUGACUUCCAACCCUAUGCCUCAAUUUGAUAACACUCCUUUCGAGUCUAUGUCUUACGAGCCUCCUUUUGAGACGUGCUCCUCCAUGACUUCUCCCGAAUCUACUAUGUCCUUUGAUGUUCCUUUCAUGUCACCUCUGGCCAACAAUGCCACUCUGACAGCGCCUGCAUCCGCAGUUUUUAACACCCAACAGCAGUACUACUACGACUGGUACCAGAUGCCCUCCGAGGUGCCUAACAUGCCCAUCGGCACUCCGACAACACAGCCUUCUUUCACCCUUGACAUUCCUGAUAAUAUGUCUGAUUCUACUGCCACACAGCCCAUGUCUUGCCACUCGGCAUCGUCGGCAUCUUCUCUUUUGGACUCGGUUCACACUCCAGGUGAAGAGUUCAAAGAUGAGAUGGCUUCUUGGAUUGAUACCAAAGACACCUUCACCGUUGACCAGAACCCCUCUUAUGUCGACAUGGGCUUCCAGUAA
Messenger RNA from Yarrowia lipolytica CLIB122, 1203 nucleotides. RefSeq lists its product as uncharacterized. Lineage: Eukaryota; Fungi; Ascomycota; Dipodascomycetes; Dipodascales. The record is from RefSeq and is a predicted model, not a curated record. Gene Ontology annotation, biological process: regulation of DNA-templated transcription. Gene Ontology annotation, molecular function: sequence-specific DNA binding; DNA-binding transcription factor activity.